Saprolegnia parasitica CBS 223.65 is the source of this 1242-nucleotide messenger RNA. RefSeq lists its product as hypothetical. The coding region runs from base 11 to 1204 and encodes 397 amino acids. Gene Ontology annotation, molecular function: metal ion binding; protein binding. Lineage: Eukaryota; Oomycota; Saprolegniomycetes; Saprolegniales; Saprolegniaceae. The transcript has 2 exons. The record is from RefSeq and is a predicted model, not a curated record.
AUUUGCAAGUAUGCCCACAGACCAGCCGCUAGGCACCGUGCACUGGUCGGACCUCAAGCGCGGCGACGAGUGGGUCGACGACAGCGCGCGCGCAUCCUGCUACACCUGCGACCGCAAGUUCACACCGUUCCGCCGCCGCCACCACUGCCGCAUGUGCGGCGAAGUGGUCUGCGCCGCGUGCACGGGCUUUGUCAACAUGGUGCCGGCGGGCGGCCCGCCGCGUUCGAUCCGCAUUUGCACCGGUUGCAUCCUCAAGAACCGGACGCGGUAUGCGACCGACCGCCCCGCGCACCACCGCAGCGCGACCACGCCCGUGACGCGUCCGUUGGCCGCCAUGGCCAUCUCGGCACCGGGCAAGCGGUCGCAGCGCCACCGCGGACCCACGUCUUCACAGGCGACGAUGCUCAUGCAGUCGGACCGACCGCGCGUCUCGGAUGCGUCGAGCGACGUCGGCACGUCGGGCGACUGGGACGACGGCGACGGGAUGCUUCAUUUUAGCGCAUCGAGCAUCAGUGACGCGAUCGCAACGCUGCCGCCGCCGCCGGUGCCAAUCAACGAAGCCGCGCGACUCGCCGCGUUGCACAAGUUUCAGAUUCUCGACACGCCGCCCGAGCGUGCGUACCAAGCGAUUUCGGACCUCCUCGCCAAAGGCUACAACUGCCCGUACGCUGGCGUGAGCUUUGUCGACGCCGACCGGAUCUGGUACAAGGCCGUGACCGGGGUCCACGUCGACGCGCUGCCGCGGGCCGUCUCGUUCUGUAGCCACGCCAUCAUGAGCAUGCAGCCGACGAUCAUCCUCGAUGCGUCGACGGAUAUCCGUGUUCAACACAACCCGCUCGUGACCAGCGACAUCCACAUUCAGUUUUACGCUGCCGCACCGAUCGUCGCGGACGGCCAGCACGUCAUUGGCACCGUCUUUGUGUUCGAUACCAAGCCGCACAAGGCCAUGAUCGCCGAAGCGUACCUCACGAGCAUGGCCACGAUGGUGCGCAAGCAGCUCGAAGCGCGCAUCCAGCAAGCGCCGCGCGUGAUUGUCUCGGGGCCGGUGGUCGCCGCGGUGGCACCAACGGCGCUUGUCGCACCACCGGCGUGGCGUGGCCAAGACGCGACGCCCAACGAAAUGCACUCGAUGCUGGCGACGCUGCUGGACCGCACCAAGGACGUCCAGGCGCAGCUUGCUUCGCAGCGAGCAAGCCAGCCCUAGUACGUUAAAUCUAUAUAUUCGAUAGAGUGAGAAGGCGA